AAAAUAGUCCGUGCUUGAAGAGACACGACGAUCACUUGGAGAAACGUGACACUCGUGACAGUAGUUUUGCAACGUUUGCGAGUUUACGAGGUGUACAGCGGAGAUCCGAGUGAAGUGUGUGGCUGGCACAGGGCACAGAUUGAGCACAUUAUAGCCUCGAAUUAACGAUCAAAAGGUUCGUCUGUACCUACUAGGCGCGAGAAUAUCAAAGGCUGCAGAUAUUACUACGCCGCACGUUGUGGAAGGAAGCAGAAAUCGAGUACUGGCAGGAAGUGGGUAGAAGGGGGUACGUCGUUGAGCUAGUUGAUUCGGUGGUGGCUACAUGUGGCUGUCCGCCGGUCGCAACGAGACAUUUUCUAUCGGAGCAUAAGAAAUUACGUUUCUCCACGACAAUCGACAGACGAAAGAAGCUAAAAUCAUGCAAAUGGAUCCGACGACAGUACACCUUAUCCAGGUUCUAGAGAGAACUGUCUCCUCGACAUGAAUUUUUGCAAAGACUCAGCGGUGUGCUGGUUAAUGCCACCGCAAGUCCAGUUGCUCGCAUGGCAGCAGGUCUUCAACUUAAAAAUCAACUUACAUCCAAAGAUCCAGAUUUAAAAUGUCAAUAUCAACAACGUUGGCUUGCCAUUCCUGUAGAAACAAGGGAAUAUAUUAAGAAGAAUAUUUUUGGAGCACUUGGAACAGAGAACAACAGGCCAGGUUCUGCAGCGCAGUGUGUUGCAUAUGUAGCAGUUACUGAAUUACCUGUCCGUGAAUGGACCAAUGUCAUUCAACUAUUAGUCAAUAAUGUUGUAAAUCCAAACAGCACAGAGAUAUUAAAGGAAGCAACUUUAGAAGCUAUUGGUUACAUUUGUCAGGAUAUAGAAAGCGACGUUUUGGUAUCUCAAUCUAAUGAAAUCCUCACUGCUAUUAUUCAUGGCAUGAAAGGAUCUAGUACUUCGCAUUACGUGCGUCUUGCAGCUACAAGUGCACUCUAUAAUUCGUUAGAAUUUACCAAAGGAAAUUUCGAAAUAGAGACAGAGAGAAACUUCAUUAUGGAGGUGGUAUGCGAGGCAACGCAGUCCUUAAACACACAAGUUAAAGUAGCUGCUUUACAGUGUCUUGUGAAAAUUAUGUCAUUGUAUUAUCAAUAUAUGGAGCCGUACAUGGCUCCAGCACUCUUUCCAAUUACUCUAGAAGCUAUGAAGUCAGAUAUUGAUGAAGUAGCGCUGCAAGGAAUUGAGUUUUGGUCGAAUGUAUCUGACGAAGAGGUAGAUUUAGCCAUGGAAGAGGGUGAAGCUACCGACGGUGGUCGACCGCCAGUCAAAGUAUCGAGACAUUAUGCAAAAGGCGCUUUGCAAUAUCUGGUACCUGUUUUGAUGAAAAAGCUUACUAAACAAGAGGAAUUUGAUGACGAAGACGAUUGGAAUCCUUCGAAAGCUGCUGGAGUGUGUUUAAUGUUACUGUCCUCUUGUUGCGAGGAUGCUAUCGUUCCAUUCGUUCUUCCUUUCGUUAAAGAUAACAUUAAAAGUCACGAUUGGAGGUUUCGGGACGCAGCUUUAAUGGCUUUCGGUUCUAUUCUUGGUGGUGUUGAUCACGCUACUUUAAAACCUUUGGUAGAACAGGCAAUGCCAACGCUUAUCGAACUAAUGUACGAUAGCAGUGUCGCGGUAAGGGACACAGCUGCGUGGACAUUCGGUCGAAUUUGUGAAAUCAUACCAGAAGCAGCGAUUAGUGAGACGUACUUGAAGCCAUUGUUAGAGGCUUUGAUAAACGGUUUGAAGGCAGAACCUCGGGUCGCAGCGAAUGUUUGUUGGGCAUUCACAGGUCUUGCAGAAGCUAGCUACGAGGCUGCGGAAACUAUCGAAGGACAAAAUCCAGAGACGUAUUGCAUGUCUCAGUACUUUGAUUUUAUUAUCCAGAGAUUGUUGGAAACAACGGAUCGUCCGGACGGAGCUCAAGCUAACUUGAGAUCAGCUGCUUACGAGGCACUGAUGGAUAUGGUGAAGAACUCUCCGCGCGAUUGUUACCUAACCGUGCAGAAGACGACGAUGGUGAUUCUGGAGAGAUUGCAGCAGGUACUGCAAAUGGAGACACAUAUCCAGAGCCACUCUGAUCGUGCUCAAUAUAACGAUUUGCAAUCGUUGUUAUGCGCCACCUUGCAAUCUGUGCUACGCAAAGUUACACCGGAGGAUGCCCCGCACAUUUCUGACGUAAUAAUGACAGCAUUGUUGUCUAUGUUCAAUUCGAAUUCUUGCAAAGCCGAGGGUGUGCAGGAAGAUGCUCUCAUGGCUGUUUCGACUCUAGUCGAAGUGCUUGGAGAAGGUUUCUUGAAGUACAUGGAUGCAUUCAAACCGUAUCUCUGCCUUGGCUUAAAGAAUCACGCAGAGUAUCAAGUUUGUUGCGCUGCUGUGGGUCUGACCGGUGACAUUUGCCGCGCCUUGAAAAACAAGAUGUUACCCUAUUGCGACGAGAUCAUGACCCUUUUGCUGGAAAAUCUUGGCAACAAUUCGGUUAAUCGUUCCGUGAAGCCUCAGAUCUUCUCCGUAUUCGGUGAUGUUGCUCUCAGUAUUGGUCCAGAAUUCAAGAAAUAUUUGGACGUAGUACUUCAAACGUUGGCACAGGCUUCCCAGGCGAAUGUCGACAGAAGCGAUUAUGAUAUGAUUGAUUAUCUGAACGAAUUACGAGAAGGUGUUCUCGAGGCUUACACUGGUAUAGUACAAGGAUUACGCGGUGACGGAUCGAAUCCUUGCCCAGAUGCGGCAAUUGCUCUGGUGGAGCCGCACGUGCCCUUCAUCAUCCAGUUUAUCACGUCUAUAGCCCAAGAUCGUGAACAUUCUGAAGGCAACAUCUCAGCCUCGGUGGGCUUGCUCGGUGAUCUCGUCACCGUGUUUGGAGUAAAACUCUUGCCAAUGGUAGAAACAGAGCCGCUUACGGAACUCUUAACCAAGGCUAGACGAUCACGCACUGACAAAACAAAGACCUUGGCCAACUGGGCAUCUAAAGAGAUCCGGAAGCUCAAGAAUGUUGCUAACUCUACGUCCAGUUGGUGA
Messenger RNA from Heterotrigona itama, 3032 nucleotides. The record is from the annotation of a GenBank genome assembly. Lineage: Eukaryota; Metazoa; Arthropoda; Insecta; Hymenoptera; Apidae.